Molecule: messenger RNA, 1060 nt
Organism: Carassius carassius (crucian carp)
Lineage: Eukaryota; Metazoa; Chordata; Actinopteri; Cypriniformes; Cyprinidae
Product: zinc finger CCHC domain-containing protein 17-like
Exons: 8
Coding region: 246-914 (222 amino acids)
Biological process (GO): RNA stabilization
Molecular function (GO): zinc ion binding; RNA binding
Source: RefSeq, a predicted model, not a curated record
UCCUACGUUUUGUAGCGUCUUAAAUAGUAACGUGGCUCUCAGUAUGUACAUUUUACCUUUUUUAUUGGAUCAUAUUUUUUUGUCACUGAAACUGCGAUAAUUUAGCACGUGCAUAUAUUGCAGUCCUCUCACAGAUUGUUUUCAAAUUACAGUAAACGGUCCUAGACCUGAUUCCAUCGGCUUGACCAGUUAAAGAACUGGUUACAGACAGAUGCAAACCAUACGUGUACCUCUCUGCAGUUGUGAUGGCAGAGGAGCGGAUGAGAGAGCCAGCUGGUUUGGAUGAACUGCCAGCAAUGUACAGCAUUUUGAAGGGAGAGGUAGUUUCGGUGACAACUUAUGCUGCUUUUGUUAAGAUUCCAGGAUACAAAAAACAAGGUCUGGUUCAUAAGAGUGAGAUGUCGUCCUGUCGGGUGGAGAACCCAGCUGAAAUUGUUGAUGUAGGGGAACAAGUGUGGAUAAAAGUCAUUGGCAGAGAGAUGAAAGAUGAUAAAGUAAAACUGUCAUUCUCUAUGAAAUCUGUCAAUCAAGGCACUGGGCGGGACCUAGACCCCAACAAUGUUAUAGCAGAACAGGACGAACGUCGCCGGAGACAGUUUGUGCUUAACACCACAUGCAAAAAGUGUGGCUGCAGAGGUCACUUUGCAAAAGACUGCUUCUCCCAGCCUGGACUGCAGUACAGUUUAGUGCCAGAAGAAGAGGAGGAGGAGCCGCCAAAGACCAGUCAGCAAACCCAAUCAGAGCCCCAGAAACGUAAAAAGGAAAAGAAGGCUAAGAAAGACAAGAAGAAAAAGAAAGAGAAAAAAAGAGACCGCUCUUCAUCCGAUAGCAACGAUGAAGUUGCCAAACGGCCACAGCAUUCACACACACAUUCAGAAAAGAAGAAAAAACACAAGAAACAUAAGACAAAGUGAUUCUUUUGGUUUGCAAAAUAGUUGCAAUAUGAAAGUACAAGCUUGUGCAAGAAAAGUUUUUUUUUGCAUGUAUAUCAAGAUUAAAUGUAUCUGAUCGAUUUUGGAAUGUAUUUUUUGUUAAUGAUUAAAAGUUUGACCAUUAAAAA